Molecule: messenger RNA, 2039 nt
Organism: Myripristis murdjan (pinecone soldierfish)
Lineage: Eukaryota; Metazoa; Chordata; Actinopteri; Holocentriformes; Holocentridae
Gene: spp1
Product: secreted phosphoprotein 1
Exons: 8
Coding region: 131-1276 (381 amino acids)
Biological process (GO): cell adhesion; ossification
Source: RefSeq, a predicted model, not a curated record
CCUCCUCCUCCACCUCCUCCGCCUCCUGCUGCUGCUGCUGCUGCUCUGUGUGCAUCGCUUCGUCUCUCCGCCGCUCCUGAAGCUUCUCCGACUGCAGCUGCAAAGCAAGAAACAGAAAAGCUGUGACACGAUGAAAGUGGCCGUUGUUUUCGUCCUUCUCUUCGCCACAGUCCUCUGCCGGCCGGCGAGAAAAGUUGCCAGCAGCAGUUCAGAGAGCUCUGAAGAAGUGGUGCAGUCAGCUCCAGCCAUCAGAAAACAGGCAGCAGUGUUGCCUCAAAGCCGCGCUGUCGCUGUCCAGAACGUCGUCGCAGCCGCCGCCGCCAACGACGACUCAGACGAGAAUACAGAGAGUUCGGAUGAGGAUGAGCAGGCGGUAGCAGGAACCCCCUCGGAGGUCACGGCCGCAGGCUCCGACACGACCUCCACCUCAGACUCCGCCUCCGUCAACAGCCAGGACAGCGAGGACAGCGACGACAGCGACGACAAAGACGACGACGAGACAGAAGAGAGCGAAACAGAGGAGGACGAGUCCAGCGACAGCUCAGAGUCCGGUGAGUCCUCCACCCCCUCCCCCGCCACCCUCGCCCCCGUGGUCGUCACAGAUGAGCCCGUGCUCGAGACCACCGUGGAGCCCAUCACACCCACCAUCGUGACCGACCCCGCCCGCGGCGACAGCAUGGGCAGUUACCCCGGCGAAUACAAGUCCAUCAUCUACGUGGAGGACAAGUCCUACCAGAAGAUGCCCUCUCCUUACAAGUCCUACGAGUUUGUCGGCGCGGGCAAGAAGAUGGCCUACGACAUGACCGACGGCAACGAGGUGGAGAAGACGCUCACCGUCUACAAGGCUCUGCAGGUUCACAAUGACCUCCUGGAGGAGGACACCAGCACUCCUGAGGUGGAGAGCCAGGGCCUGGACGCCUCCUCCGGCACCUCCCAGGACCAGGAGGUCGACCCCCGCCAGGCCGCCCUUCCCCAGGAGGAGGAGAGCGCCAGCGCCAGCGACGCCACCACCAGCGAGGGCGAGAGCUCCAGCGCCACGCAGGAGGAGGAGGACGACGAGAGCACCAGCACGGCCAGCGACAGUGACAGCGCCAGCGCCAGCGAGGAGUCCGAGGACGAGGACAGCCAGAGCAGCGAGGAGGCGGGGGCCACCGCCACGCCCGGCACCAGCGACAGUGACUCAGACGAGACGGACAGCUCGGAGAGCGAUUCAGACGAGGACGCGGCAGCGACCGACGCCACCACUGACGCACCAGUGGUCAUCACUGCCAAAUAAGCCCCGCCCAUCCAGGAAAUUGAGUGGACGGUGGGCGUUUUCACGUAGAAUUUACGUAGAGAGCGCACGUCUCGUCCAGUUUCAAAGAAGCCCCCUCUGACGCCUGGUUUCCACUCCAGGGCCAAACAAGGACAGGCAAGGCUUAAUUAUUAUCACUGUCAUUCUUUUUUUUUUUUUUUUAAACCCCGCCCCCCUCUGCUCCCCGAUGUGUGGAUGUUGAAACUGAGGACUGCUACCUGCAACAGGAAGUUGGUUGACCUCGCGACCUUUGACCCCCUCCCCUCCUCGUGUCAAACCUGGAAAAAGUAAACAAACAAAAGUCCUGAUAUCGACACUAGCGUUACACGACAUUUACUCACUCAUUCAUUAUCACGACUUUACGUAAACAUACAUGUACAUGCCUUGUAUCCUUACCGAGUCUUGCUAAGUGAGAGGAUGAGUGGCGCGGUUUUGUUUGUUUGUUUGUUUGUUUGUUUGUUUGUUUCAGGCGGCGCUUGCUGUUCCUGCAGUUUGAUCAUAGUAAAACUUGAACUCGUAAGCCACGCCUUCGCUUCACGUGUGGCUUAUCGCUUUCGCUCGCUAGUGUGGAAUUUGCUGGUGUAGGUAACAGGACAAUAGCACACGAGAACACACACUCAGGAUCUAACCGGGCACGCACACACACACUCACACACACACACACACAGACACACAUAAACACACACACACACAUACAGAGCAGUCCCACUUCAUUUGCACAAUUCCUCAUUACACUACAUGUCGU